AUGUCAAGACUAGAGAGAUUAGUCGUGCUCUUAGAUACAGGCUCUACUCAGUUCAUAAGGAAUACUGCUGCUGAUCAACUAAGUGAUUUAGCUAAGGCUCAUCCAGAAGAAGUGUUGAACCUUUUGAGUCGUGUUUAUCCUUUUCUUAAUUCAAAAAAAUGGGAAACAAGAACAACUGCCGCUAGAGCUUUAGGUGGUAUUGUUGGUCAUUCACCACUUUGGGAUCCAAAUGAAGAUGAAGAAGGUGAUAUAAAACUAGAGGAAUUAGAUGAUGCUAAAAUCAAACUGGAAGAAAGUGAAUUAAAACUGAUCAAUAGUAAUCAAUCAUUUAUAAGUUUUGAUAAUUGGAAUGUUCAAGAACUGUUGAAAUCCGAUAAGAAAUUUUUAUCUUCAUCAACUGUGGAUGAUUUUUCAAAGAAUACCAACUCAAUUGAUUCAUUAAAAAAGCAAAAAGUAUCUACAAGUAAUAAAUUGGGUAUCAAAACUGAAUUUGAUGAAGAUUUGGAGAAUGAAUCUACACCAGAAGUUAAACAAGAAGUUAAACAAGAAAUCAAACAAGAAAUACCCAAGGAGAGUACACCAAAUCCUCCUCCGCUACAAUCAAAUAUAUCAAGUGCAAGGUUGAAGGCAAUGGCAAAGAGAAAAGCUAAGAUGGAAUCUAAAGGUGGUGGCUCUGCUAAGGCUAAACCUGUUGAUUUAUCACAAAGCUCCGUUUCUAAAGAAUUAGUUAAAGAAGAUUCGAUUGACCAAAAAAUUCAAAAUUCUAAUGGUAAUGCAAGUAGUAAAAUAGAUGUCACUUCACAGGCCGGUGGUAACAAAUUGGUUGUUGAGAAUAAAGCUCCAGAAAUUCCACCUGUAUUAGCUGAGCAUGCAAAAGUUGCUGGUCUUGUAUGGCCUUUUCAAGGUGUUUAUGAAUUAUUAGUCGUUGAUUUAUUUUCUGAAACAUGGGAGAUUAGACAUGGUGCUGUUCUUGGUUUAAGAGAACUGAUCAAGAAGCAUGGUAGAGGUGCAGGGCGUGUCAAAGGUAGAUCUUUAAAAGAAAAUGAUGCUAAAAACCGUCAAACUUUAGAAGAUUUGUCAUGCCGUUUGUUAACAAUUUUUGCAUUAGAUAGAUUUGGUGAUUUCGUUUAUGAUACUGUGGUUGCACCUGUUAGAGAAUCUGCUGCUCAAACUUUAGCUGCUCUAUUAAUUCAUCUAGAUGAAGAUUUAGUAUUGAAAAUUUUCAAGAAUCUUGAUCAUCUUGUGUUACAAGAUGCUGCAGUAACAAAUAAACUACCUUGUUGGGAAGCAAGCCAUGGUGGUAUGCUUGGUUUGAGAUAUUUUGUUAGUGUUAGAACAGAUAUUUUGUCUGCUAGACCUGAAUUAUUGGAUGACGUGGUUAAGAUGGUUUUACACGGAUUGAAAGAAUCAGAUGAUGAUGUUCAAGCUGUAGCAGCUGCAACUUUAACACCAAUUACUGAUGAAUUUGUGAAGUUACGCCAGGAAACAGUUAAAACUAUUAUAUCAACCAUUUGGGAUUCAUUGACAAGAUUAUCUGAUGAUCUAUCUGCUUCGAUUGGUGCUGUUAUGGAUCUUUUAUCAAAGUUAUGUAUCCAUCCUGAAGUUAUGGCUCUGAUUGGUGCUGAAGCCUUGGAAAAUGAAGAACAUUCGUUAAAAAAUUUGAUUCCAAGACUUUAUCCAUUUUUAAGACAUUCCAUCACAAAUGUUAGAAAAUCGGUUUUGAAAACAUUAUUGGCAUUUUUAUCUAUUGAUGAUACUGAAUCUAAAAAUUGGAUAGAUUGUAAAGCUUUUAGGUUGAUUUAUCAAAAUCUUUUACUUGAACAAAAUGAACAAGUUUUGAAGUUAUCUCAAGAAGUUUUCUUAAAAUUGUUACAAGAAAGUGCAAACGUUAAAGAUUUUGUCAUUGAUGAGACCUUGGCGAACCAUUUACAACCUAUUAUCAAUCUAACAAUGACACCAAUUGGUGUAUCAAGAUACAAUUAUUCAAUGAAUACAACAUAUUUAAUGAAACCAUCAGGUGCUGCUUUUGAGCAACAACUUUCGCAUACAAAUGCAAUUCAUGAUUUUGGUGAUGACAGUAGUGAUGGCACUGCAUCUAAUGGGAGACGUGGUAAAAAGAGAAAGACCCCACCAACGAAACCUGAACCAUCUAUUCCAGUUCCAGAAAAUGAUAGAAUCAACAUUGAUGGUCCGUUAAUUAUCGGUGAUAUUACAUUAUUAGGCAUUGAAGUUUUUAUAAGGACAAGAUUAGCUGCUGCUACUGCGUUAGGUCAAACUUUGUCUUAUUUAAGCGAAGAUUCAUUAAAAGUUACACUUCAGUUGUUGAAAAAAUACCUGAAUGUUCCACAUUCUACUCCAAGACUAUUAACAUCUAUUGCAAUCAAGGAAUAUUGUACUUCAUUGAUUAAUAGAAACUUGAAGCCAUCAGCUGUUGCUAUUGAUAUAUUCUAUGAUGACAUCGUUGAAGUCUUGAAUGAUCCAUCUAAAUUACCAAGUUAUAGAGAAUUAGUUCCUACUUUGAAAGCUGUUCGAACUCAAUGUCACUCGUUAUUUAGAGUUUUCGUUGAACAAGGUAAACUUUCAUCAAGUAAAGUCCCAGAAUUACCUGUUGUUGUUCAUGGUGAAAAUGAGGCUGGUCCAGGUGCUUUCAGUUUAGAAUUAGCAGACUCUGUGGUGAAUGAACAGUAUGAAAAACUCUUGAAGGCUGUCACACCUGUUUAUAGAAUGUCAGCUCAAAAAGCACUAGAAGAUGCUAAAUCUCGUGUUUUAAUGGCCACACAAGAAGCUAAAGACGCUAAACAUAAAAGAACAAUUAGUAUUUUGUCUAACUAUGCAUCAGCUGCUAUUUUAUUAGGUGAUUUACCAAAGAAAUUGAAUCAUUUCAUUCGUUCAUUAAUGGAUAGUGUUAAAGGAGAAGAUCUAGAAGAACUACAAAAGAGAUCAUCUUCAUCUGUUGCUGACUUAAUUGAAAAAUUGAUUUCUAAUGGAAAAAGCAAUGUUUCCAAUAAGAUUGUCAAGAAUCUUUGUGGGUUCUUAUGUGUUGAUACUUCAGAAGUUCCAGAGUUUGGUUCCAAUAGAGAUGUUAAAGACAUUAUUUUAUCGUUGAAGAAGGAAGAAAUUGUUGAUAGCUCUAAUAAUUCUGCACUUGAAUCCCGUAUAAAGAGAAGAGGUGCUAAAUUUGCAUUAGAGAAUGUGUUGAUAGUAUUCAAAAGUGAAAUAUUUGAAAAGGUUACACAAUUGAAGAGUGUUAUUUUCGAACCACUAAAAGCAUUAGAGUCAAGUUCUGAAGUUGAGUUUGAUGACACCACAGGUCAAGCUGCUGUUGAUGCACUUGGUGUAUUGAAAGUGUUGAUUCCAACUUUUGAUAAAUCUUUACAUGAUGAAAUUUUAGCACUUUUACCAUCUAUCUUGAAUGCAUUGAGAUCAAGCUUAUCGGUAUUGAGAUAUUCCGCCGCUAAAGCUCUAGCUAUACUUGCCAAGGUCAUUCCAUCAAAGACCAUUCCAUUCAUUGUUAAAUCUGUAUUACCUUUAUUGAACAAUGCUGGUAGUGUUAAGGAACGUCAAGGUGGUAUUGAAGCUGUUUAUCAUCUUUCAAGCUCUAUGGAUUCUGAUAUUUUACCUUAUGUUAUAUUUUUGAUUGUUCCUGUGUUAGGUCGUAUGAGUGAUGCUGAUAAGGAUGUCCGUGUCCUGGCCACAACAACAUUCGCAUCUAUCAUUAAAUUGGUCCCAUUAGAAGCCGGUAUACCUGAUCCAGAAGAUGUUCCUAAAGAAUUAUUAGAAGGUCGUGAAAAAGAACGUGAGUUUAUUCAACAAAUGAUGGAUCCUUCCAAAUCUAAACCAUUUGACUUACCUGUCGCUAUUGAUGCCACAUUAAGAAAAUACCAACAAGAAGGUGUCAAUUGGUUGGCAUUUUUGAACAAGUAUCAUUUACAUGGUAUUUUGUGUGACGAUAUGGGGUUAGGUAAAACUUUACAAACUAUUUGUAUUGUUGCUAGUGAUCACCAUCUAAGAGCUGAAGAUUAUAAAGUCACAAAGUCUAUUGAAACAGCCCCAUUACCAACUCUAAUCAUCUGUCCACCUUCUUUGACUGGUCAUUGGGAACAAGAAUUCAACCAAUAUUCUCCAUUCUUGAAGGUUGUUGUUUAUGCUGGUGGUCCUUCAUUUAGAUCCGGUAUUCGCCCACAAUUGAACUCAUGUGAUAUCAUUGUCACUUCGUACGAUGUUGUUAGAAAUGAUGUUGAAUUCUUAUCUGCUAAGGACUAUAACUACUGUGUGUUGGAUGAAGGUCAUAUUAUCAAAAAUGCUGCUUCCAAAUUGACUAAAUCAGUUAAAAGAGUUAGAUCAAAUCAUAGAUUGAUUUUAUCUGGUACCCCAAUUCAGAAUAAUGUUUUAGAACUUUGGUCUUUAUUCGAUUUCUUGAUGCCAGGUUUCCUUGGAAGUGAAAAAUUAUUUCAAGAAAGAUUUGCCAGACCAAUUGCUGCUUCAAGAAAUUCUAAGACAUCUUCAAAAGAACAAGAAGCUGGGGCAUUAGCACUAGAAGCUUUACAUAAACAAGUUUUACCAUUUAUGUUGCGUCGUUUGAAAGAAGAAGUUUUAUCAGAUUUACCACCAAAGAUCAUUCAAGAUUACUAUUGUCAGUUGAGUGAUUUACAAAAACAAUUAUAUAAAGAUUUUGCUAAGAAGCAAAAAACAAUCGUGGAAAACGACAUUCAAACUGUUGAAGUUGCAGAGAAGAAGACUCAUAUUUUCCAAGCUUUGCAGUAUAUGAGAAAAUUAUGUAACCAUCCUUCUUUAGUUUUAUCAGAAAGUCAUCCACAGUAUUAUGAAGUUCAAAAAUACUUGAGAGAUACACGUAUGUCAAUUCAUGAUAUUCAUCAUGCUCCAAAAUUAAUGGCUUUACGUACAUUGUUAUUAGAAUGUGGUAUUGGUACUGCAGAUGUUGAAAAAUCAAACUCAGCUCAGAAUACUGGAAAUGUUAUCAGUCAACAUCGUGCAUUAGUCUUUUGUCAAUUGAAAGAUAUGUUGGAUAUGGUUGAGAAUGAUUUAUUAAAAAAAUAUUUACCUUCGGUUUCUUUUAUGAGAUUGGAUGGUAGUACUGACCCAAGGGACCGUCAAGGUAUUGUUCGUAAAUUCAAUGAAGAUCCUUCUAUUGAUGUUUUACUACUGACUACAAAGGUUGGUGGUUUGGGUUUAAACUUGACUGGUGCUGAUACUGUUAUUUUUGUUGAGCACGAUUGGAAUCCAAUGAAUGAUUUACAAGCUAUGGAUAGAGCUCAUAGAUUGGGUCAAAAGAAAGUGGUCAAUGUUUACAGAUUGAUUACUAAGGAUACAUUAGAAGAGAAGAUUAUGGGUUUGCAAAAAUUCAAAAUGAAUAUUGCAUCAACUAUUGUCAGUCAACAGAAUGCUGGGUUGUCAUCAAUGGAUACAAAUCAAUUAUUAGACUUGUUCGAUGUGGAACAACAUGGCCAACAAGAGGAACAUGUUUCAGAACUUGAAGAUAUAGAAAAGAAGAAGAAUGGUGGUACCAAUGGUCAAGAUAUAGUGACAGAAUCAGGAUUGACUGGUAAAGCUGGUGCAGCCAUAGGAGAGUUAGGAGAAUUGUGGGAUCAAUCACAAUAUGAAGAAGAAUAUAACCUUGAUACUUUUAUCAAGAGUUUGAAAUGA
Molecule: messenger RNA, 5664 nt
Organism: Hansenula ciferrii
Lineage: Eukaryota; Fungi; Ascomycota; Saccharomycetes; Phaffomycetales; Wickerhamomycetaceae
Gene: MOT1
Product: DNA-binding ATPase
Exons: 1
Coding region: 1-5664 (1887 amino acids)
Molecular function (GO): ATP binding; ATP-dependent chromatin remodeler activity; DNA binding
Source: RefSeq, a predicted model, not a curated record